Nematolebias whitei (Rio pearlfish) is the source of this 1408-nucleotide messenger RNA. Its product is annotated as keratin, type I cytoskeletal 13. The coding region runs from base 72 to 1355 and encodes 427 amino acids. Lineage: Eukaryota; Metazoa; Chordata; Actinopteri; Cyprinodontiformes; Rivulidae. The record is from RefSeq and is a predicted model, not a curated record. Gene Ontology annotation, molecular function: structural molecule activity. The transcript has 7 exons.
AGCAGCUGCUCCUCCACAUCCCCACUCUCUCCUCAGCAGUUCAAGCUGAAACUUUCACCACCACCACCAAGAUGACUUUGAGGCUGUCCAGCGGAGGCCACAUGAGCAGCAGCAGGUCCAUGUAUGGGGCCAUAGGAGGCAAUCGGAUGGCCUCCGCUGCCUCCAGCAUGUCGAUGUACAGCAGCGGUGGCGGUGGUGGAGGGGGAGCCGGUUACAGCUUCAGCUUUGGUGGUGGAGCAGGUGGUGGAGCAGGUGGUGGAGCAGGUGGUGGAGACAUGAACAUCUCUGCCAACGAGAAGGCCACCAUGCAGAAUCUGAACGACCGACUGGCUUCCUACCUGGAGAAGGUCCGCAAGCUGGAGGCGGCCAACGCUGAGCUGGAGAGGAAGAUCAGGGAGUUCCUGGAGAAGAAGACCUCUCCUUCCUCCAAAGACUACAGCGCAUACUACGCCACCAUCGCAGAUCUGCAGGACAAGAUCGUGAACGCCACCAAAAUCAACGGCGGCAUCUACCUCAGCAUCGACAACGCCAAACUGGCCGCUGACGACUUCAAACUCAAGUAUGAGAACGAGUUGUCCAUGCGUCAGUCGGUGGAGGCUGACAUCGCCGGACUCAAGAGGCUUCUAGACGAGCUGACGCUAUCCAGGUCCGACCUCGAGAUGCAGGCUGAAGGUCUGAGGGAGGAGAUCAUCUUCCUCAGGAAGAACCACGAGGAGGAACUGCUGGCUUUGCGCACUCAGAUGAGCGGCCAGGUGAACGUGGAGGUGGACGCCGUUCCGGGAGUAGACCUCAACAAGGUCAUGGAGGAGAUGAGGGAGCACUACGAGGCCCUCGCUGCCAAAAACCGCAAAGAGCUGGAGGCCUGGUUCCAGUCCAAGACAGAUUCUCUAAACAAAGAAGUCGCCGCCAGCACAGAAACCCUCCAUACGUCAAAAUCAGAAAUCACAGACCUGAAACGGACCCUGCAGGCCCUGGAGAUCGAGCUCCAGUCUCAGCUCAGCAUGAAAGCCGGACUGGAGGGCACGCUGGCUGAGACACAGAACCGUUACGCCCAGCGUCUAGCAGCUUUCCAGAGGCAGGUAACGUGUCUGGAGGAGCAACUGACGCAGCUGAGAGCGGACCUGGAGCGGCAGGGACAGGAGUACCAGAUGCUGCUGGACAUGAAGACCAGACUGGAGAUGGAGAUCGCCGAGUACAGAAGGCUGCUGGAUGGAGAGGGAGGCAGCAGCAUGUCCUCCUCCUCCUCCACCUCCACCUCCAAGACUUCUACCACCACCAAGAAACAGAUUGUCAUCGUUGAGGAGGUGGUGGAUGGAAAAGUUGUCAGCACCUCCAAACAGGAGGUCCAAAUUUGAGUCCCAGCAGGAGGAACUGAGGAGUUUUAAAAAUAAAACUAACCAAAAAUGAA